GGUCACCAGUGCAGAGUUCCUGAGCAUGAAAUCAACCAUCCCAACCUGGGGGGUGACAUUCACACCAACGAAUGGAAAUGACCAGGACUUUCCUCCGACUUCUGACAUGAAGACCUGGAUCUUCAACUUGUUGACCGUCAUUAUUGGCCUGACUGGGCUGGCAGGAAAUGCAGUUGUGCUCUGGCUCCUGGGCUUCUGCAUGCGUCGAAAUGCCUUCACCGUCCACGUCCUCAACCUGGCCGGGGCCGACUUCCUCUUACUCUGCACCUAUGUUGUAUAUUCCUUGCUGAAACUCAUGACCAUCUUCUUUCCCACCGCCAUCUACCACAUCGUCUUCAUGACUGUGACAAUCUCCUCCUACAUUGCAGGUCUGAGCAUGCUCAGCGCCAUUAGCACCGAGUGCUGCCUGUCCGUCCUGUGCCCCAUCUGGUACCGCUACGACCUGACCAUUCUCAGCACCAUUAGAACCGAGCACUGUUUAUCUGUCCUGUACUCUAUCUGGUACCAUUGCUACCACCCAAGCCACCUGUCAGCCACUAUGUGUACUCUGCUCCGGGCCCUGUAUCUGAUACUGGCCAUCCUGGAAUGUGUUAUUGUGGUUCUCCUCGGGUCUAACCUGGCCCUGGUGAUCAGGAUCCUCUGUAGCUCACGACAGAUGCCACUGACCAGGCUGUAUGUGACCAUCCUACUCACAGUGCCGACCUUCCUCUUUGGCCCAUCCUUCAGCAUUCAUUGGUUCCUUUUGAUCUGAAUUCACCCUUCAUAUCAUGAGAUUUCUUAUCUUAUUUCUCCAGUUUCACGUGUUCUGGCCUGUGUUAACAGCUUUGCCAAACCCCUUAUUUAUUAUUUUGUUGGAUCCUUUAGGCAGUGGAGGGGCCGUAGCCUCAAGCUGGUUCUCCAGAGGGCUUUGCAGGACACUCCUGAGAGGAGUGAAUGUGUGGGGGCAGCUUUCAGCGGGGAACCCCGGGGGUAUCUGAAAGCAGACUGGGAGAGUGACAAAGAGCUCCUACCCUGUGGUCUAUCUCAAAUAGUGGGGUUUGGCUGUAGAUAUGAACGAAAGGUAACUCCCAGUGUUAGUCAGGCAGCCCAGAAGUUCCUGUCUCUGAACUGUGACUGUAAUCACAUGAACAUAGGCUCUUCUCACCUGUGUGGCAGCAACCUGGGUGUAGGCGAGGCUGCUCUGAUACAUGGUGGUGCGAUUAUAGAUUACCUGGAGAAACUCAUCAACUCUAUCCCAUCUCCCUGCAUCGCCUGCUUCUACAUCACUGUGAUAAGCUUUUCCUGCAUCACAAGCCUGAGCACUCUCCCACCAUUAGCACUAAACCCUCACUCCGUCCUGUGCUCCAUCUGUACCACGGCUGCCACCCUCUAA
Messenger RNA from Tupaia belangeri chinensis (Chinese tree shrew), 1372 nucleotides. Its product is annotated as mas-related G-protein coupled receptor member A-like. Gene Ontology annotation, cellular component: plasma membrane. Gene Ontology annotation, biological process: G protein-coupled receptor signaling pathway. Lineage: Eukaryota; Metazoa; Chordata; Mammalia; Scandentia; Tupaiidae. Gene Ontology annotation, molecular function: G protein-coupled receptor activity. The record is from RefSeq and is a predicted model, not a curated record.